Actinia tenebrosa (Australian red waratah sea anemone) is the source of this 3387-nucleotide messenger RNA. RefSeq names its product QRFP-like peptide receptor. The record is from RefSeq and is a predicted model, not a curated record. Gene Ontology annotation, cellular component: plasma membrane. Gene Ontology annotation, molecular function: G protein-coupled receptor activity. Gene Ontology annotation, biological process: G protein-coupled receptor signaling pathway. NCBI's taxonomy places the organism in Eukaryota, Metazoa, Cnidaria, Anthozoa, Actiniaria, Actiniidae.
AAGGAUUAUAAAAGCAGGGCUGGGAGUUAGGCAAUAUUGGUUGUCUUUAUGAUCAAUGCACGGAUUUCAUUCUGUGGUUCGACGUCGAAGUUACGUGCAAGUGAGCUAAAAUAACUUUAAAAAGGUGACUGAGUUCGACUUCAAGGAGCAAUCGGUUUUCAUUCAGGCUUUGAUGGUUCAUUGAGAAACACACUUUGACAGAACCAAAGUCUACUACCGGUUACAAGAACACAGUAUCUUCUUGUGUAGAAAAUACAUACCAAGUUAGAAGGAUUAGUAAGAAUCGAUUUGACAUGAGCCUUGCUGAAUGUAACGUGCAGUCUGAUGGAUGAAUAACGUGUUUUAUGGACUAAGAAAACAGAAUUCUCAAGAACAACUACGAAGAGCCAGGAAGAUCCAAGGAAGAGACAAGCAGCAAAGUUUUAUUUAAACAGAGUGGACUAGCAAAACUACUUAACCAAAUUGACGACUGUGAUGCCAGCUGAAGGAUAAAGAAGGACUAGCCAGCACUUGCAAUAGAAAUAAAACGAGAAGUGAUUCACAAGUAUAAAAGGAUCACAAUCCACAGAAUUUCAGGAAAGAUAAUAUAUAGAACCUUCAAUUAGAUUUCAUUCACUAGUUAUAUCUCAAGGAACAAUCUCGAAGACAUCAAAGUUUAAGGAGACCAUAGCCCAAAGGUGGUACGUACAUUAAGGUGUAUCACAGUUCUUUACUUACUUAUACAGAGGCUAAUCAUUGGGAUUGUGGCACGUUGAAAAAUUAAUUAGUUAAUUAAUUACAUAGUUAAUGAGAGUAUAUAGUUAUUAGGUACGUCGAGGCACAUUUUUGAGGGACACGUCCACAGAGGUACGACAAGGUACAUCACUGGGUGGGUACAUCCAGGUACGUCAAGGCAUAUUCUUAAGUUACAUAUAAAUCUAUUAGUUCUGUUUGAAUUAGGCCUAGAAUAAUGUCAAACAACACAACCUACAAUGAUCAGUUAUGCACGCUUUAUCUCUUAAACUCCGCUACUUCAGAAAUCGUCAUGACCGUAGCGCUAGGCGUUCUGGGUAUUUUCUCUCUCGCGGGUAAUGCGCUAGUUCUAGCCGUGUUAUAUAGGAACCGAGAAAUGCGUACGAUCACAAAUCUCUUCAUUGCAAAUAUGGCCGUAUCGGACUUGAUAUUUCCACUAGUUGUUAUUCCAAAAGAAAUCGCAUUUAUACAUUCCGAUCAUUUUUGGCUUAUCAAAGGCGAUUUUGGGUCGUUUCUUUGCAAGCUCGUUCACUUCUUGCAAGACCUUUCCACAUCCAUUUCGAUCCUUAGUCACGUGGCUAUUUCUAUCGAGCGAUUCUAUGCAGUCGUUUUCCCUCUAAAGGCUAGGAGAUCCAGUGUCGGAUGGCGCACGGUUGCAGUGGUGAUGACCUGGGUGGUUGCCAUGGGAUAUAAUGCUCCGUACUUUUAUUCGUUCAGGCUUGUGUUAAUUUCAAAGGAGGAAAGGACGUUUAGGUGCAUUCUUCAGUGGGAGCCAGCAUUCGAUGACACAAAUGAGGCCCAAAAGAGAUUCUAUAUGUUUUCUUUCGUGUCCCACUACGCAAUACCUCUGGUCGUCAUUACCGUACUGUAUUCAUAUAUUCUUUACAAGAUCAAAGCGAGGCAGGUCGUAGGAAACGAUUACGCUAAUAGAUCGGUUCGCGAUAACACUCAGAACAAACGCAUCGUUCGGUUGGCGAUCAGCAUCGUCUUAUUAUUUGCGAUCUCUUGGGCCCCACUUCACAUCUUUCUCUUCAUUCAUAUUUAUAAAUGGAACUGGAGCAUACCGUGUGGUCUCGAGAACCUAGCGUUUAGUACUUUCUAUCUUGCAUGGUUGAGUAGCUUCACCAAUCCAUUGAUUUACUUCAUAUUUAGCGAGAAUUAUCGGAACGGAUUGAAAAAUCUUUUCGGGGGAUGUUUUGUGAUUCACCCUCGUAUUUUUCCGGGAAUCAGCAAUGUAGUAGGAAUUGAGACAACUGAGUCGACGUUCUUAGAACAUCGAGGAGCUAGAGUCUUGCGACAUGAACGAAACGCCGCAACUAACGAGGAAACUGUCACAUAAAUAAAAUUUAAAAAAAUAAGAAAUAGCUAUAUCUUGCAGUGAUUAUUAGACAAAAGGCAGCAAGAUAUGAAGUUGUAGAGGUGUAGUGUACAUAAAGCAGUUUCCGUGUAUAUGACUGUGAAAAGCUCACGGCACGCACACGGUCGUGACACGGCAAGGGAUACACCAGACCUAUCACAUUGCUCGAGAAUUUACUCUCCAUCCAAUCAAAUACCCGGCGGAACACGGCAAGAGCACGGCGCGGCUAUGGACACGGUACUGCCAGACCAAUCACAUUGCGAAAGAAAAAAAUCAGCCAAUUAAAAUUAGAGAAAGUAUCGCGGUCACGACAUGCAAUGCUUUAAAAUGCUGGGAAGGUAACAGAAAUCGGUACAGCGCGUUUUGUUCAUUUUAUACAAAUGCUGAUUUUACUUAAUAGCAAGUCUUUGACCCUUUAUUUGUUCCAAUACAAUAUGCCUUAACAAUAAGGACUCUUGGGACUUUUUCCCUUUUAGGACAAUCAAUUGUAAACUUUUGCAAAAUGCCCAUUACAUGAUCUCCUCAUAUCCAAUGAUGCCUUGAAAGGUUUCGUUAUGACUCGACUGUUAAGACACGACUUUGUCUCUAAAGGGGAAGGGAGGUUUAUUGGUGUCCACGAUUAGUGUGCUACAUGUGGCAUGCUAGAAGUUUGACACGUUAAUAAAGUUUAUGUAUGUAUGUUAAAAGCUAGUGUAGGUAGUAUCGUUUCAACUUAACAUAAUGUAAGAGCAAAAAUGGUGAGAAUCCGAACAGUUAUGUUCAGAAUUGUAGUUAGAUUUAGCGUUAGAUGGAUGGAAGAAAAGAAAAACAAAAUAACAAAAAUACAAAAAAAAUAUUAUAGCAUAUUGGUAUAAACUGUAAUCAAGUAGACAGUUGUAGCAUGUAGUAUACACCUAAUUGGAAAAAACACCUUGUCGGGUUCGAGAAGAUCAUAUCAUCGAAGUUAAGACCGAAAAGGAUUUUGGGUACUCCGAAAUGUGUAUCAUAUUUGCAUAUAGACAUGUAAAAAUGCACAUUAGAGCAAAGUCGGCGACCGAGAUUAACAUGCCAAAGCCAUUCUACAAAGAUGUACGCUGGAGAGCUGUUUGGCUGCCCCUUCGGACUUAGCUUCGAUGAUAAAACCUUUUUUGGAACCCAACAACGUUUUUUUAAUUAGGUGUAUAGGCUUAGCUUGCUUUGAAAAUUGGAUGAAAUUUUAAAAAAUGUAAGAAAAUCAAAUAUUGCUCGAAAAAUUGUAGUUUAACGUACAAUAUAGUAGUUUAUAUGAUUAAUAAAAUUAUAACUAAGAACUGCAUAUU